Molecule: messenger RNA, 830 nt
Organism: Gadus chalcogrammus (walleye pollock)
Lineage: Eukaryota; Metazoa; Chordata; Actinopteri; Gadiformes; Gadidae
Gene: tbata
Product: thymus, brain and testes associated
Exons: 7
Source: RefSeq, a predicted model, not a curated record
CAACAUUGGAAACAUUGCCCGUGCAGGACCAAGACAACCGCACAAAAGCUGGUUGUUUCAAGUUUCUUCGUCGCAGCCAAUCGUAGCCAUCCGUGACCUGUGUCUCCAGCAUGUCGACCGCUGCUACACUGCCCGGUCCGGUCAGCCGGUCAAACACGGAGGAGAUUUCUGUCAGCAAUUACUGUCAGGUUCCCUUCAGCGCUCAUAGUGCCCGCACUUUGAUCAAAAGUAGCCCACGCUUCGGAACCAUGAGUCACCAUUCGUUCUUCUCCAGGCACAACCCGCACCCUAAUCGGGUCACACAUAUCCAAGGGCUUAACGGGAAUCUGGUGUGCACGGUGAGAGAUGACUGGGGUGUCACCACGUCAUUGUUCCCUCAUCCACUCAUCAAAAGCCAAACUGGUUUCAGGGCCUGCCCUCUGCCGCUGGGUCCCCUAAGUCCAUAUGGGAGUUGUAGUCAUCAGAGCAAACCAGGACUUUUGCCGGAGGCCUGGAGGGAGGAGCUUAAAGAAUUGGCUGUGAAGGUCAAUCUGGCCUCUAGAGCAAAGAACACAUUGAAGCCACCGAUGGACGAACCGGCCCGCAGAAAGACCCAGUACUCGGCUCGGACCGGGAGGAUAAUCCCUCCCUCCGCCCAGGCCUACCAGCGCAGGACCUCCACCCAGAGACAGGCUCACCAUGCUCAGCCGCUCUACGACCAAGAGCUGCUGGUGCUGGAGGUGCUGAGUCAGAUCCUGCAGACGGACUCCUUAUCUCAGGUCCAGAGGUGGCUUCUGCUGGCGGGCCAGAGAGAGAAGGACCUAGUGAUGGGCAUGAUCCAGCAGGCCAUG